Molecule: messenger RNA, 732 nt
Organism: Guyanagaster necrorhizus
Lineage: Eukaryota; Fungi; Basidiomycota; Agaricomycetes; Agaricales; Physalacriaceae
Exons: 3
Coding region: 1-732 (243 amino acids)
Source: RefSeq, a predicted model, not a curated record
AUGCUUAUGGUCAGACAAAUACCUUUCGUUCGUGCCCCAGAAUCCCUACCGUCAGCGCCUGUGAGAACGGUCAUGGAUGCUAGGGGUCGUCCUCAACAGACCUCGCAGUCAGAAUUUAAAAGAGCCCAGCUGGAGACGUUUCAGUCACUCUCUAGCUGCAGGGCCUUCUUCAGUAGGCCGGUACACUUAGAUUUAUACAGCGACCCUCCAGAAGAUGCCAACUUCAAAACCUUUGAUGCCUUCUCCAGCGUCGCCCGCUUUAUGAUGCUGGAGUUGAAGACGCAGGAAUCAGACUUAUAUGAUAUUCCUUAUCACAAAACCACAGCAUUCUUUACCCCAGACCAGAGGAAUGACGAUCAUCUCCGUUUGCUGGCGCGCAUGCCCAACCUUGAAGAGUUGAGCCUCAACGGCACAUCCAGAUCCUCCCAGGCGAUGACACCUGCGACUGUUAUCUCCUUGCAAAUGCUGUCGUCUUCGAACGUUGUGAGGCGUCCGAGCCUGAAAGCGUUGUCAAUCAUUCUGGAUCCUAAAAUGUCUCCAGUCUUCCCCGAUAAUUUUCUUCACGCCGAAACAAUAAUGUUCUUGAACCUCGGGUUCGCGUUCCGUGCUCCGGAGGAUACCGAAUCACUUGAAACCUUUCUUCGAAGGUUACCCAAAGUCACCGCACUCAAAAUCAUGUCACGCAAUAUCCCUGCUUCGUUCUUUCGACAGGCUCCUUGUAUCAGCCGAUAA